Molecule: messenger RNA, 2781 nt
Organism: Pseudovirgaria hyperparasitica
Lineage: Eukaryota; Fungi; Ascomycota; Dothideomycetes; Acrospermales; Acrospermaceae
Exons: 2
Coding region: 1-2781 (926 amino acids)
Biological process (GO): spindle assembly; cytoplasmic microtubule organization; mitotic cell cycle
Cellular component (GO): spindle pole; centrosome; gamma-tubulin complex
Molecular function (GO): microtubule minus-end binding; gamma-tubulin binding
Source: RefSeq, a predicted model, not a curated record
AUGGAGCUGCAAGACGACAGCGGUGAUCCGUUCGAUGUUGCAGCAAUAUGGCAGACCUCUAUUUUCGCAAAGGAUAUGCAUAUCGAACCCUCGGAUCUGUUCCCUGGGACCGGACUUGAUAUCCCAGCAGUCAAGCUUGACAAUCCAUAUGCGCCGAAAGUGUCAUUGGACGAAGCGCUUCAAUUGCCAAACAUAGAUGAUUUUCAGUUCGCGAGUCUUGACGAUUCCCUGCAACCUCUCGAGACCGAGACGUCUUCGGACGAAGAUCAACUGCCUGUGCUCCACGAUGAAAUUGAUGACCUUUGGGACCUUGAGUGCGAGUUCCAUAAAUCAGAUUCUACACCUCAACUCUUCUCCUGGGAAGCCUUCGAAUCUCAAACAAUCGAUCGCCCUUCUCCAUUAUAUCUCUCAGAAGCUGGUCCUACCGUCUUUGAUGCUAUACUUUCACAAACCAAUGCCUCUACGCAGAAAGAUACUCGAGCAAUACGAACCGAUGCCCUCUUGAAUUGCUUAUUUAACUUGGGUCUGGGUCGAUCAUCAGUGCUCUUUCAAUUCACCAAAGGGAAGAAUGUCGCUCACAGCGUUUCGGCGGAGCAUAUGACGGGGCUGAGCGUGCAACUCACUCAGGCAGUAAUCGGAGACUUCUUGGAAUGUGGUACGACGUUCCGACUCUUGACCUCGUUCGUGGACCGAACAUAUGCAUCCGCGAAAGCAUUUCCCGCAAUGGUUGCUCUGGCAAACACAGUCUCUACUGUGCUGUCCACCAUGGUCACUCAACUUGAAAGUCGUUAUGUCCAAAGUUUAUUACAGCUCGAAGCUCUGUUUAAAGAGCCGAAACUGCUUAUGCAAGAAUUGAAAGAUCUGUUAUCAUAUGUGCGUGGCGCUCGAACGAAUACUGCUCUGGUCGUCAGAGUAUACAAUUUCGUUGCCAAGAAAGGGCAACAGAGUGCUCUGCUGAACGCUGUCAAUCUUCAUGUGCUCGCUCGUGUGUCGCAGCCAUGGCUGAACCUUGUCCAAGAGUGGACAGGAAUGCACGAACAAACCAUGUAUGGUGGCCUUGAGACUGAGGACGACUUUUUUGCGCAACGGGCCCCGGACCCGGAAGACAAAGCUGUUACAGCCAAGGUCGCCGAGUUCCUAUACAUACACCAGCAUAUGCCUCCCUUUAUCCCUGACGCCGAAGGCGAAAUGAUAUUUGAGACCGGCAGUGCUGUUCGUUUUCUACGCCACCAUCAUCCCGAGCAUCCAACUUGUUCUAUGAAACGACUGAAACUUCAGGUGCCGGAAUUACAAUGGCGCUUCACUUGGGAUGAUGUAGAGCGUACGGCAGGGAAGGCGAAAGACUUUGAGGCAAGCUUACAGAACGCCAUAAAAAGAUAUGUCACCGGCGACCUUUCACGGCCCGCUAGUAAAGGUCAAAAAAGCUUCGUAUCGUCCAGUGAUAGUGGUCAAGCCACAUUCAUAGACUUUGCGAACUUCAUAGAGAAUAGUGCCUCACUGCUUGAUUCCCAGCCGCCGCCCGAGGAGUCUCAGCUCCCACAAGAACUAGUUGCAUUGAUGUCGCUAGCCCUAGAUGGGACUUCCGCCAUUCCGCCAAGGGAUGUAAAUACCUUCGAACCACCUUUAGCUCUGUCGCCGGUACUCACGCUGAUUCCUCUACUAAGGAUACAAGCCCAGCUUGUCAAUGCCGUCACUUUAAGACUUUUUUUCCGAACUCACGGCCUUCGUCAUCAUCUUGACCUCCAUAGGCAAUACCAUUUGUUCGGCGAUGGUGUCUUUCUCGCUCAACUAUCGACUGCUUUGUUCAGUCCGGACUUGAGGACCGCAGAGAGAGAAAAGGGAAAGGUAAGGACUGGAGCAACAAUGGGUCUGAGACUCGGGACUAGAACCACUUGGCCUCCAGCAAGCUCCGAACUGAGGCUUGCAUUGAUGGGCGUUCUCAGUGAUUGCUACCACUCCUCGGAGCUUUAUUUAUCCCAUGUGAAGCAUACAAUGGAUGUGCGCGAGCGAAAACGCGAGGACGGUGAUCUUCCUGGACGACUCAGCUUUUCUGUACGUCAUCUUCCCGAGGCCGAGAUCACAAGAGUCAUGGACCCAAAUUCGCUGUAUGCCUUGGAUUUCCUACGCCUCCAGUACGACGCUCCUUCACCCAUCAACCUCGUGAUUACGCCAUCUUCGCUCGAAAAGUACGACCAAGUUUUCAAGUUCCUGUGUCGACUCUUACGCAUGCUCUUUGUCGUUAACCAUCUUCCGCGAGAUCUGUCGUCCAAAGUGGCCCGUAAGUUUCGAACCGAAGCUAUCCAUUUUGUCGUCACUGUCAGCUCAUACUUUUUCGACACUGGCAUUUGCGAGAAAUGGACUUCGUUCGCUGAGUCUCUAGACAACAUCGAAAUACGUUUGAGACAAGAGGAUGCCACUCAUGAGUAUGGCUCUGUUGUUUCUGAGGGACUUGGUCACGUGCGCAAGGCUCACGAAGCCUGCCUAGAUCGCAUCAUGCUGACCCUCUUUCUGCGGAAACGGCACGACAAGGUCAUAGGUCUUUUGGAAGAGAUAUUCUCUUAUAUCCUUGAAUUCGCUGGGCAUGCCGAGCCUCAUGUACCUGAGGUCGAUGGCCUUUACAAGAAACUGCACGAUAAAACGAAGGUGUUCCUGCAAGUCUGUCGUGGAUUGAGUGGCAGACGGAGUAAGAAGGUCACAACGACGACAGGCGACGAGAUGGAUGUCGAGAAGCUUGUUGUCAAGAUGGACGUCUCGGGAUACUAUGGAGACGAAUCUCCGUGA